This is a messenger RNA of Megalops cyprinoides (Indo-Pacific tarpon), 1460 nucleotides long. RefSeq names its product ras-related protein Rab-17-like. Gene Ontology annotation, molecular function: GTP binding; GTPase activity. The record is from RefSeq and is a predicted model, not a curated record. The coding region runs from base 197 to 871 and encodes 224 amino acids. The transcript is spliced from 5 exons. NCBI's taxonomy places the organism in Eukaryota, Metazoa, Chordata, Actinopteri, Elopiformes, Megalopidae. Gene Ontology annotation, cellular component: endosome.
UUAUGGUCUCAGCUUCUCUUCCUGGAUCACGGUCGGCCAAGGCAGGAGCUCCUUUGCUCUUUCUGUGGAGAGCUGAGCUAGAGGACCUUACUCAGCAGGUGCAGGGGGUCAGGGCUACAUCGACCAGACCUAGUCCGGGGGGAAAGCUAUCCCUCCGGAGGACUGCUCUCUCUCCCGACAGCGGAGGUCUGUGGGGAUGGCGGAGAGGAGGGGGAAGGGCGCGGGGGAGGCCCGCUCAGACCCCCGGGGCAAAAGCGGGAUGCUGAGGGUGAAGAUGGUCCUCCUCGGGAGCUCAGGGGUGGGUAAGUCCAGCCUGGCCCUGCGCUUCAGCAAGGACGACUUCAAGGACAGCGCUCCCACGGUCGGCUGUGCGUACCUCACUCAGCUGGUGUGUUUACAUGAUGCCACACUCCGCUUUGAGAUCUGGGACACGGCGGGGCAGGAGAAGUACCACAGCGUGACUCCGCUGUACUACAGAGGGGCGCACGCUGCCCUCAUUGUCUACGACAUAAGCAACCGGGAGAGCUUCAUGAGGGCCCAGCUCUGGCUCAAAGAGCUGGAGAAGCAGUACAUCCCAGGGGAGACGGUGGUGGGGCUGGUGGCAAACAAGUCAGACCUGUCCAGCUCCCGGCAGGUGUCACAGCAGGAGGGCCGCAGUCUUGCAGAGAACAAAGGCUUGCUGUUCAUGGAGACGUCAGCAAAAUCAGGAAACCAGGUCAGCGAGCUGCUCCUGGACAUCGCCCACAGAGUGAAGCGGAGCAGUAGGGAGGACAAGGGCCUGGCGGAGUGGCGGGAGGCGGACUGCGUGGACAUGCACCGAGAGGGCAGGCCCAGCCCUCUGAGCUCCUGCUGCCUGACGAUUGGGCUCUGACUCCAGCGGGCGGAGCCGCACCCCCCAUCAACCCGCCCCCGGUACGAUGCACAAGGGUCGGAGAGGAGGAGGAAGCAGCCCGCGGUCUCACGGCAGUAUGCUGCCUUCCUGUCACUGCCAGGGCUGAGGACACACCUUCAGGAGUGGCACUGAUUUUCCAUAAAAAAUAAUGUAACCCGUUUCAUUGUUUUUAUGAAUUUGCUUAGCAGAUGGAGCCCUUGCAUCUUUUACAUGCUGUCGAUUUACACUGCUGGAUGUUUACUGAGGGUUAAGUAUCUUAGCAGUGUCCCAUUUGGGGAGUGAACCUGCAAACCCAGCUCCUUAAGCACUGCGUGACACUCCACAGUCUAACCUGUCACUGUUAAAACUGCGUGACUGCAUGUAGGUCCAAAGUCCUCACAUUGUCAGAGAUGUGGGACACAGCUAUGGACAUGGAGCCAGAGCUACAGCAGAUACUGUAGACAGGAUAUGAUGUCAUUAGCUUCUAGAAUAAAAAAAGAAAGGUGACAAUCUUUCCAUUACUUUAUGAUUUAAAAUGACGUCAUGUGAUACAUAUGAGAUUGUAGGCCAGAUGAAAAGAAAUUAAAGG